AUGAGCAAUUCACGCCCGCUUGACACCGAACAAGGACCGUCGGCUGCAUCAGGAUUUGUUGGUUCUAACCCUAGCUCCGACACGGAUGUCCAUUCUUCUCUGAAAUUGAACCCUACUUGUUCAGUCAGUGAUCGUCGAGCUUCUCAAGAAAGCGACUCCGAUUUUGAGAGGACGAAGAAGGCCCGAUAUCCCCGUCAUUUUUACCGGAAGCCUUCGCUGCAUCUACUUCGUCGUUCUGAAUGGAGAAGACCUUCGCCUCAAAUUCCAGUUCCUCCUCCUCCGCCUGAAAAUCUAGUUCCUGAAUUUCAUUCAGAAGAUGGAACCUUCGUUACAAGAUUGUACUACAAUGGUGUCCUUGAGGAAGGGUUUGGGAAGAACUAUGUCAAUGCUGAACUUCAAUAUGUUCACAACUGUGAUCUAGACAAAUGGUCGAAGCUCGAGGUUGAUGAUGUGUUGGAGAAGCUGGGGAUGGAUGUGACUGGGUUAGAGUACUUCUAUCGGAUUCUUGGGAUGAACUUUGAGGAUGGAAUGGCGCAGCUUUUUGACAACAAGUCUGCAAUAGACAUGGCAGAGUUAGGGAUCAGGGCUGGGGUGAUUGAUGGGUAUGGUAAUGGUGCUGAUGGGGGGUUUGGUGAUGGUGAUAAUUGGGGGUUUGGUGAUGGUGAUGAUGAGGGAACUGAUGAUGGUGAGGAUGAGGGAGCUGGUGAGGGUGAGGGAACUGGAGUAGGUGAGGGUGAGGGAAUUGGUGGAGAUGAUUGGUUAGUACAGAGUUCAGCUAGUGAGUAUGAGGUGGAGAGUGAGGAAGAAUCUGAGGAAGAGGGUCUUGUGGCUGUGAAAGGCAAUGGGAAUGGAUAUGGAAAGGGGAAAGAAAAGGCUGGAAAGGGGAAGGGAAAGGCUAAGGCUGUGGGAAAAGGGAAGGGAAAGGCUGAGGCUGUGAGAAAGGGAAAAGGGAAAGUUAAUGAUGUUGUGAAGGGAAAAAGAAAGGGAAAGGGGACCUGCAAUGAGAAAGGAAAGGAAAAAGAGAAGGCUGAUUCUGAUGACGAUAACGCUGGGCAGCUACAUUUGUGGACAGCGACUAUGAUCUAA
Molecule: messenger RNA, 1086 nt
Organism: Salvia hispanica
Lineage: Eukaryota; Viridiplantae; Streptophyta; Magnoliopsida; Lamiales; Lamiaceae
Source: RefSeq, a predicted model, not a curated record